AUGCCAGAGGAGUUUUUGCUCUCGCUCUCCUCCACACACCAUGGCCCCCAUGCUACCAUUGCUACUGUCCAGACUAGCAAUUUCGUUGAUGAACUAUUGCCUAAAUAUUCCAGCCCUAAUGAAAGUUACGGUCGUAGUCUUGGUGGCGGCGGCGGCGGCGGCGGCGGCGAUGAAUGCGGAACUGGGGAUUCGGAAAUUUUUAACUACACACACAUUGGCAGGGAUGAGAAUAAGUUAAUAUUAAUGUAA
This is a messenger RNA of Histoplasma mississippiense, 249 nucleotides long. RefSeq lists its product with no specific name. NCBI's taxonomy places the organism in Eukaryota, Fungi, Ascomycota, Eurotiomycetes, Onygenales, Ajellomycetaceae. The record is from RefSeq and is a predicted model, not a curated record. The transcript is spliced from 3 exons. Bases 1 to 249 code for a protein of 82 amino acids.